Trichomonas vaginalis G3 is the source of this 189-nucleotide messenger RNA. Its product is annotated as SLEI family protein family. The record is from RefSeq and is a predicted model, not a curated record. Lineage: Eukaryota; Parabasalia; Trichomonadida; Trichomonadidae. The annotation marks the transcript as partial. The transcript has a single exon.
AUGAUUCCUCUCUUCAACAAAGUGCUUCCUCUCUUGAUCAAGAUGCUUCCUCUCUUCAUCAAGAUGCUUCCUCUCUUCUUCAAAGUACUUCCUCUCUUGAUCAAGGUGCUUCCUCUCUUCAUCAAGAUGCUUCCUCUCUUCAUCAAGAUGCUUCCUCUCUUCAUCAAGGUGCUUCCUCUCUUCAUCAAA